Pseudomassariella vexata is the source of this 3224-nucleotide messenger RNA. Its product is annotated as SPOC domain-containing protein. The transcript has a single exon. Gene Ontology annotation, cellular component: nucleus. NCBI's taxonomy places the organism in Eukaryota, Fungi, Ascomycota, Sordariomycetes, Amphisphaeriales, Pseudomassariaceae. The record is from RefSeq and is a predicted model, not a curated record. Gene Ontology annotation, biological process: transcription antitermination; DNA-templated transcription; transcription elongation by RNA polymerase I. The coding region runs from base 488 to 2890 and encodes 800 amino acids. Gene Ontology annotation, molecular function: RNA polymerase II transcription regulatory region sequence-specific DNA binding.
UAAGCAGCGCGUCACCCGCAGCAGCUCCGGGACGGCAAGAUUGUCGCCGCCACCACCGGCACCCUCGCCGACUUCAUACCAUAAGUUGAUUGAGAGUGUUGGAGACGCGUGCUCAACUCGCUCUACCGUUCCGGCGUCCGCACUUACUCGCGAAACAAGAAGCUCGUCAGACAAUCUAACAAGAACGCCCACAAUUACAGGUGAACAAGAGCCGCGACGGUCCAUUCGCGCCACCAAAGGCCAACACACCAAAGCUUUUGAGGCACUCGAGAAUGGCCCCGAACCCCCGAAGCGACGACAAGCAAGUACCAAGAAGGGCAAGAAGGUUGCGCAUAGUAGCCAAGAACCGGAACAAGAGCAGAAAGCAGAUGUCGAUGAAGUCAUUCGCUGCGUGUGUGGUGCAGUCUCCCAAGAUGACGACGACGCCAACGAGCCUUGGAUCGCUUGCGACGAAGAUGAGUGUGGAGUCUGGCAACACAACGUUUGCAUGGGCAUACCCAUUUACGAUGAAGAUAUACCUAAUAAGUACUUCUGCGAGCAAUGCAAGCCCGAACAGCACAAGGAGUUACUGGACGCAAUAGCCAGGGGGGAGAAGAUCUGGGAGACACGCCGUCAGAAGUAUGAAGACGAGAAGAAAAAGGGCAAGAAGGGUAAAAAGGGCAAGGGAAAGAGGGCCAGUGACCCAAAGGAGCGGUCUUCACCCGCCGUUUCGAGUACUAAGGCAAAGGCAUCGCCGGCCCCAUCGGUCAAAAAGGAGGAAGACGUGCCCGAGUCAUCAACCAAGGGGAAGCGCAAGUCUCACGAUCACGCUCAGGGGCCGCAGGCUAAGAUGCGCAAGGUCUCCGAGACCAAGGUGGUCCCAACGGUUCCUGCUGCUCCUGCUAUUCCUACUGUCCCAGAUGUCCCAGAUGUCCCGGCCGAAGCAGAGUACACACCUCCAGUCGAUCUUGCCGAAACCAUCGAAAAGCUUUCAGGACCACGAAAGGCCACUGCCAGCGGACUCAAGAAGUCUCUGGAUGCAGCUCUGGAUCUUGCGGUCAAAGGCGGGCUAUUCAAAAUACCCGCAGGCUCCCAAAAGAAGACCAUCACUGAGCGCCAUGCCGUCGAGAUUGAACGGGCCAAUCAUGAUGCGAACCCUGGCAGUGCGGCAGCGUCACAUGCUAGGAGUCUGAUCUUUAACUUGAAGCGCAAUGUCGAGCUCGCAACCCGAGUCUUCAAUCGGACGUUGGCGCCAACCGCUUUGGCCACGAUGAGCAGUGAUGACAUGGCAACACAAGAGCUCCAACGUGAAACCGCCGAGAUGAAAGCUAGGGCUGACAAGCAGUCCAUACUUAUUAACGAUGAUGGACCUCGUAUGAGAAAGACUCACAAAGGGGAGGAAAUAGUUGAGAACGACAGAUUCACGGCUACCACAGACGAUGUACCGUCGGCUCUUCGUCGCGAAAGCAUUCGAGAAGCCUCGGGGGAGAACGAAAAGCCAACUCAUCGCCGAAGCUCGUCCGCAGACCGAGUCGAGUUGCCUGCUGAUACCGGACGCGGUCCUCUUCGUGUCGACACUCAAGGUACUCAACAACAGGCUAGACAAGGGGUGGAUAUAGACAAGGUUUUCUCCAGCGUCCGAUCACCCUCUACAUCACAUCAACGCCGGCCAUCUGCUCCCACACGUCCAGCUGGGCCAGGUGUUGAUCCCGAGGUAGAUCGACUACUGCAAGACGAUGGUACAGAUUCACCUCCAUACUCACCAACCGAGAAUCUCGACCCGGAUGUGGUUUGGCAGGGUCAUCUUAUGAUGACGAAUGUGGCGGAUCUACCCGUCAUUGCAAAGCAUGUCGGAGGAGCCGAUUUGAGCAAGCUGAAAGACAUCCCCUGGAAGAGCUUGAUUCCACCACUGCUCACCGUUGCUGGCCGCAUCCCCGAGGAGAAGGCCGUACCUUACCUUUGCGGUCUGAGAUAUAACGAUCAAAUUGACCUGGUGAUCACCAGCCUGUCUCCGGCAAAUUCUCUGGACCCUGCUUCUCGUGCUCAGUUCUCAGCCGUUAUUGACUACUUUCGAUCUAAACAGCGGUAUGGUGUCGUUGGCGAAAGGAAAUUGGGGAACGUCAGGGAUACAUAUCUCGUCCCGGUCUCGGAGGGCGAUGGCCCAAUUCCCGAGCCGAUGCAGAACAUAGGCGAUCAUCUUAUCCCUCAGAACCGAUCCGAACCCAUGCUUCUCAUGGUAUUUGUGGUCCGCGACGACCAGCGGGAGCCGGUUCCUCCUGAGCAGCAGGUAGCGCAACUGAACCAACUGAACCCCUCAGCUGCUCAGGCUCCGACUCCUAUGACAGACCGGAAGCAAUCGGUGGCGGCACCAACUUGGUCGCCUGCUACACCGCAGCAGGGGGGAUUUCCAAAUCCUCCGCCUUCUCAUCAGAGCCACACCCCCAUUCCACCUCCAGUCAUCCCUGGUCAACCAGCCGCAUCGAUUCGUCAGACACCGACACCAGCACCGGCAUCAGCACCUGCCCCUCUGCAACAGGGCCAGGAUGUCGAGGCUCUUCGUAGGGCGCAGGCUGAGGGCGAGGUGAAAGCCCGGCAAGUACUUGGUCCCUUGUUCACCAGCCCAACCGUCACAUUCCUCCUUCCCCACGCGAGUAGGAUGAAGGAAGGCGAGUGGAAUGCUGUACGACGAUGCCUGGAACGAGACCCCAGAGCAAGAGAAGACUUACCGCUUCUCAGUAAGCUGCUGACGGAGGAAGGUAACAGCGCAAGGCAGAAUGGGAACGGAAAUGGACAGAGCGCUCAGCAUCAAGGACAUGCAGCUACGGCAUCGCCUAGCGUGGCUCAGUCAACGCUCGCUGCUGCCACUGCAAAUGUGCCACCUGGCGCCCCUCAAGCUCAACCUAAGACUUAGCUUCGCGGUCCUUUGAGUUCGCACUUUUCGUGUGUUAUUGGAACUCAAGAUGAAUUCGAGUACAUACUUUCUUUUGCUCAUAUGCGGCGGGGAGGUGAGACAGGAAUAGGACUUCUCCAGCGAUUAGGUUAGUCAUGAUGCAAAUCACGUAUAAGUAGGAACAAAAGAUACCCAAUCGGUAUUGCCUUGUCUUACCUUCAAACAGAACAGACCGUGAAAUUAGCACUAGAGUGAGUGUUUCUUGCUGAAGUCAGACACCAGGGUAGUGGGACAGCCCCACUUCCUAAUCCUCACCAAAAUAAUCUCCCCUCCGAAUCGCACCCUACGCUGCGCU